AAGAAACCCUAAUCCUCUAUUCUCUCUCACAACCACUUUCUUCACCUUCUGAAACCAAACACUCACAAAAAAUCAUGGAAGCAAACAAAAAUUCACCAAACUCUCUAAAACAAUGUCCUCUUACAAAAAACAUUUUGAAACUUAUCUCUCACCAUGGUUCAAGAACAAAAAUCCCACAAAAAAAAUUCCAGCAAAUGGACAUCAAAUCCACAUGCAACAGAAGCAUCAGAAAGAAACAAAGCAAACGAGUCAAACACACAAAUCAAACAACAUUCAGGACCCUCAUCCCAACAAUCCCAAACCCCAUUUUCAUCUUCAUUAUUAUUUCAGCAUUAUAUUGAUUACAACUAGCUAUCAAAACUCGGAACGAAAUGGACUAAAUACAAAGUUAAAGAGUGCAAGAAGACUACCCACAAUUGUAAAGGAAGCGACUUCCUCUAGCUUUCAGGUCUUUAUUAAUGGUGGUGGACAUGGCAUGAUAUAUAUUGGUUUGCUUGAAGAUGGCUUGAAGAAGAGAUGGAUUGGUGAUGAAUAAAUUGGAGCAUGUUGAAGAUUGAAUAAUUGGCACAUUGUAGGAUUAGGAAUCAUUUGAUGUUUUGUAAUGCCAUAGAUUCAAAUAUUCCAUACAAUGUAAUUUGACAAUUUGCAAAUGCUAAGUUUUCUCUUUUUUGUAAUUUUCAAUGAUGUAAUGUAAUAACAUUUGAAAUGAAAAUGAAUGUGAUUGUUUAAUUGAA
This is a messenger RNA of Lathyrus oleraceus (garden pea), 734 nucleotides long. RefSeq lists its product as uncharacterized. The record is from RefSeq and is a predicted model, not a curated record. The coding region runs from base 113 to 535 and encodes 140 amino acids. Lineage: Eukaryota; Viridiplantae; Streptophyta; Magnoliopsida; Fabales; Fabaceae. The transcript is spliced from 2 exons.